CAGCCAAUCGGCGCCCUUGAUAGAAGCAGCUGGGUUGCAUUAGGGUAUUUACAGGAAAAGUAGACAAGUUUGUGUCUCGCCAGAUUGAACUAUCUUGGCGAACGAACGACACAGCGGGACAGGAGACGCUGACAGCACACGUUCAAAUAAAACAGGCAUGAGGGCGCUGGAUUUGCAAACCAACAUUGCCUCUUCCACGAGCGGCAGGAGCUUGUCCUCCAACUACAUCCCGCCCUGUCUGGAGAACAAGCUCCUGGUGCAGACGUCCUCCUCGUUACAGAGCACCUCCCUCCAGCCCUCCGGCCUGACCGCCACCUCCUCCGCCCUCCUCCUCUCCUCCUCGUCCUCCGUCUCGUCGCCGCUCCUCAGCACCAACAACACACUUCUGAACUCCUCCCGUCUCGCCUCUUUGACACCAUCCUCUGCCCACCCUCUCCUCACCACCUCUUUAUGCGGUGAUGCUCUCCUCUCUCGCUUUUCCCAGCCACCUUCUUUCCUUCCACGAGAAGGAGAGCAGAAGAAGGAUGAUGAAGUCAGAGAGGAAAUAUCGGAAGCACAGCCAUGCUCUUUUGAAGAAACAAGCGUUAUCUAUUCAGACGAGGAUGAUCAAAUGUCAUCUGAGGAGGGUGUGUUUGCUCCCACAUCCAUGGAGUUGCGCGUACCAGAGCACCAGGAGAAGGAGCAAACUGUGGUCAAGAGACAGGAGGAAUUUGCAGAGGUGGUCCGUGACAAGCAGCAGAUCGAAGAUGAGCUAAAGAAUAAGAAGUAUCUUCUGCUGAAUGCCGUGUGCCUCUCCCUGGUCAACAAGAGCACCGCCCCAGGUCAGAAGGACUUGGACUCUGAGAAGAGCGUGUGGCCCACAAUCACCAACCUGGUGAAGGACAUUGCCGUGUCCGACCCCCAAUUUGUUCUCAAGGUGGCACUGUACACAAGACAAGAAUUGAACAUUCGCAUCGCCGCCAACUUCCUGCUGGCCCUGGCCGCCAAUCACCCGGCCACCAAGUCGCAUGUGCGCCGCUAUUUCUGCGCCACUGUUCAGCUGCCGUCCGACUGGCUUGAGGUGGUGCGCAUCUACAGUACGUGCUUCAGCCGCUCGCUGCCCAUGUGCCUGAAAAAGGCCAUGGCCGACAAGUUCAAGCAGUUUACAGAGUAUCAGCUGGCCAAGUACAACACACGUAAGCACCGUUGUAAGAGCAACCGCAACAAGCGCAAGAACAAGAAACCAAGCAGCGAGGAUCUGCAAAAGUGGGCCAACCUGCUCCGAUCUGACGCAUCAAUUCUGCAGAAAUAUCUACAGGUAGAGACCAAAAAGACUGUGGACAAAAAGCAAAACGAGUUCAACAUGAAGAAGAUGAUCAGGAGGCUGCACAUCAAAGAACCAGCCGAGCACGUCAUGGCCAUCCUGGGACGAAAGUAUCCAGCCGACCCAAAAGCGUUCAACCACAGCGGACUGAAGGGCAACUGGGAGCGGGAGAGAGCGGGUCAAAGGAUGAAGCUCAAGGAUGCCGAGACAUGGGAACGUCUGCUUAGUCUGGAGGGCAACAAGGCCGCCACCUGGGAGAAACUCAUUGACAAUAAGUCUCUGCCCUUCAUGGCUAUGCUGAGGAACCUGAGGAACAUGAUCAAUCAGGGUAUUAGUACAGCGCAUCACAAGAAGAUCCUCAGCAGGCUCACUAAUAAGAAAGCGGUUCUUCAGAGCCGUCAGUUUCCCUUCCGGUUCCUGUCUGCCUACAAAGUCAUCAUGGAGCUUCGCAUUCUUGCAUCGCCGCAAAAGGCCCCUGGCAACCAAGUGAUCCUGAAGAAUAUCCUCAAGCAGCUCCCAAAGAGCAAGCGCUUCCGCCGCCUAGACUGGGAGACAGCCAGCAGGAAGAGACUGCGGGUGGCGCUCGGCGUGCCCUUUGUCUACCGGAUAUACCGCAUGAAGAAGGAUCAACUCUUCAAGGCCAAUCAGAGAGAGUACACAGUCGGCGUGCUGGACCGUUAUCGGCAAGCUCUGGAGACGGCGGUCCACAUCUCCUGCCGCUACAAUAUCCCGCCCCUGCCGGGACGCACUGUCAUCAUGAUCAACAUCGACAUGAAUGACAGACGCGCCUGGAACAAACAGCUGGACUUCUGCCUUCCACCCGACCCGGAGCACAGUGAGAAUGAGGGAGAGGAGGUGGAAGAGGAAGAUAAAAGGAAGAAGAGAAAGCGUGAGGAGGACAAGCUCGCUCCUUCUAUGUUGGAGGUUACUGUUCUGCUCUCACUGAUGAUCGCCAGCAGUUGCGAGGAUGCCCACGUCUGCUUGCUGGACUAUUACCAAUACGCAGAGGCGCAGCUGGAGUCUGAUUUGCUUUUGGAGAACGUGCGGAGCGUUAUGCGGCAAAUCAAGGCUUUGAGAAACGAGACGAGGGACAACAGGCACCAAUUAAGCGCUUGCUUCCACAGGGUCCUCCAGAAAAACAAGGCGGACAACAUCAUCAUGCUGACUGAGAGCUGGACGAGCCACGAGGUGGAGUGGGCCAUCAAUAGCUACAGGAAAGAAACGAGCAACAAAUGCCUCUAUGUUGAAAUCUGCAUGUCGGACACCGUGUACGAGUCCAAAACCUCCGACCCGAACCACGUGUCUCUGAAGGGCUUCAGCGAACAAAUGCUGAGGUUUGUGGCUGAGCGAGGCUCAUCCAGGCUGCUCGACCACGUGGAGCAUUUGGACAAAGUGUACAACGUCCCACCGCCAGAAGGAGCCAAACAUCCUGAGAUGACCAACAGCCUGGUGUCAAUUCCCAUCACCCCAAAGCUAAGGUGGCGUGGCGUGCGCGUCUUCAUCUCGUCCACCUUCCGCGACAUGCACGGCGAGCGCGACAUCCUGGUGCGCAGCGUCUUCCCGGAGCUUCGCCGCCGCGCCGCACCACACCACCUCCACCUGCAGGAGGUGGAGCUGCGCUGGGGCGUGACCGAGGAGGAAUCGGACCGGGCCGCCGCCCUUUGCCUGGCGGAGGUGGGUCGCAGCCAGAUGAUGGUGGCGAUCCUGGGCCAGAGGUACGGACUCGUGCCGGACGCACCUGCUCUACCGGAUCUGCCGCCGUACAAAUGGCUGGAGUCGGGCCCCGAGGGCCUGUCAAUGACAGAUAUGGAGAUCCGUCACUUUCAGGCUCUCCAUGGCGACGCGGCAAGGCAGCGGAUGUUAUGCUACUUCAGGGACCCCGACGUCAUCAAAACAGUACCUGUGGCUUGGAAGUCCGACUUUGCCCCUGAAUCCAAGGAGGCAGAGUCCAAAAUGGCGCGUCUGAAGCAAUGGAUUCAAGUCCACAAGCUGAAGUUCACCAACAAUUACCCGAGCGAGUGGGGCAGUGUCGUGGAUGGCAAACCCUACUUGAAGAACCUGGAGCACUUUGCCAAAGCGGUGCUGGAGGACAUCUGGGAGGCUGUUGUCCAGCAGUUUGUCGAUGAGAAUGAGGAUGGCGAGGCCAACGCAGAAUCUGGGGUAUUAGAGCAGGAGGUUCACCAGGAGGUGCUGCAAAGGCAGUUCCUCAGCCGGGCCAAGCUCCUGUCAGCCGCCGUGGAGAUGGUGGAGCAAACGCAGGCCAAAGGAGGGACUGUGCUGGUGGAGGGACCAGCUGGUCAGGGCAAGACGGUCUUCAUGGCUGCUCUAGCCGAGGCCCUCAGAAGCGGCACCAAAUCCAAGAAAAAUGUGGCCUGUGAUGUCAUCUCAUACUCGACAGCAGCAAGCCAAUCAUCUCGCUCCGUGGCGAACCUCCUGCGCUGUCUCGUCUGCUGUUUGAGGGGGCUGAAAGAGGAGGAAUCGACUCUUCCCGUCACUUACAAGGAUUUGCUGUCAGAGUUUCACGCCACUUUGAAAGACAUGAAGAGGAACAAGCCUCUUGUGCUCCUGGUAGAUGGGGUGGAUCUUGUGCGUGAUGACUGGGAUCAGCUCAGCUCUGGUUGGAUACCACACUAUCUACCCCAGGGUGUUUGUUUGGUGACUAGUGCCGCAUCCACCUCGUCGUUGUUGCACGCGCUGUCCAAGAAGAGCUCUACACUGCUCUUCACCCUGCCGCUGCUCACCAUGACAGAGCGAAAGGAAAUCGUUUGGAAGGAACUGGACACCUUCGGGAAGAAACUCAGUGACGCUGCCUUCAACAACCAGCUGCAGACGCUGAUCAUGAAGAAAGGGGCAGCGUGUCCUCUCUACCUGCACAUGGCCUGUGAAGAGCUGAGGAACUUUGCUUCGUUUGACAAGCUGAAUGAGAACCUGCAAGCUUUGCCUCAGUCUCUCAAUCUGCUGGUCCAGUACUGCCUGAAGAGACUCUGUUCAGACCACAGCGGCAUGCUGGGACUCCGGUGGGCUCUGACGGCACUCACAGUCAGCACCUCCGGCCUAAGGGAGCGAGACUUGUAUUCAUUGCUGAGUGCGUGCAACGACCUAUGCUCGAUCAAAGGACAGGUCACAUGGCAGGAAGUGCUGCCACUGUGCAGGAGCCCCAAAGGACGUGUUCCCAUGGCAGCGUUUAGCCAGGUCGUGCGAAGCUUGCAAAGUAUGAUGAUUCCGUCUCAGCGCCACGACACCGACUACGUGCUGACUCUGUCUAAUCCCGACGUGAGGCGGGCCUUUGAAGAGGUCCUCCUGCCCUCAGAAGACCACAGAAGAAGAGCUCACCUCGUGUUGGCGGGUCACCUGUGGGUGCGGGCCGACGCUCAGGGUGCUGAUACUUUUCUUCACGGAGAGGCGGACGCCGUCCAGCAGCUUACUGCUAGUUUGAUACAAAGUGACAAGCUGGAGGUGCUACGUUCCCUGUUGUCCAGCUAUUACUUCCUGUACGCCAAUGUGCGUCACAACUUGCUGCACCACUUGCUGGACACCUACAACGAGCAUGGUAGAAAGUCGUCCCCGUUAACCAACGACCAGCGGGCCGCCAUUGACGACUGCCGAGCUUUCCUGCAGCGCCAUGCCGCCGUGCUGUCCCAGUCGCCGGUGCUCUUCGUCCAACAGGCCCUCAAUGAACCUCCCGAGACCCCCGCUAACACCUGGGCCCGUGGCCUGCUGGCUAGAGAAAGUGUGCGGGCGGUGGAAUGGCUUAACAACGACCAUCAAACCUUUACGGAGAGCAGCCAGCUGGUGUCCACCUUCACAUCCGAGCCCACCUGCUUAGCGGUGGGCUGCGAAAGACAGAUGGUGGUUGGGACCGGACAGGGAACUUUGCAUUUCAUCAACGCAAACACAGGACAGGAAGUGAAGUCGCUGGUGAGCAGCUGCGACGGCAUCUCCAGCUGCGUCCUCCUGAAGGAUGGACACCUCGCCACAACCUCUUUCGACGGCCAAAUUGAGAUCUGGGAUGCCGCCAACGGAUGUCGAACGUCUCUCAUUAAAGGCCAUGCUAACGUGAUAACGGCCAGCGACAUCACCACUGACAGGAAGCACCUGGCCACGGCCUCACUGGACUUCACCCUGAAAGUGUGGUCUUCAGCCAAAGGUCACGAGGUAGCUGUUCUGUCUAGCGACAGCCCUCUGAACUGCGUUACCUUCGACCCCGAGGAUCGCCUGCUGGCUGCCGGCUGCUGGGAUGGGAAGGUCGUCGUGUGGAAGUGGCUCCAGGAUAACACCCAAGUGCGGCUGUGCGGUCAUGGCCGCUCGGUGCGCAGCCUCUGCUUCUCACCGUCGUCGUCGUCGUCCAUGCUGUGCUCGGGGUCUGUGUCCGGGGAGGUACGUGUGUGGUCUGUGGACGCCUGCACCUGCGUGGGAUGCUUCCAGGCGCACGCCGGGGCCGCCAACGCCCUCGCCUUCCUCGACCGGGGCCGCUUGCUGUUGACCGCUGGCUCCGAUCAAAUGCUCCAGCUAUGGUCAGGUGGACUUGGACGCUCAAUCGCCACUUUAAAGAAACACCGGGAUGUGCAGGAGCCUCCUCACAAGAAGAGCAAACGUGACACUUCGAUUGAGGCAGGCGCCCUGUGUGCAGCCGUCAGCGGGGACUACGUCGCCGUGGGUUACCAUGGUGAUGGCUUUAAACUCUUCCGCCUCAGCUCGGGUGAGAUGAUUUGGGAGUCAGGGCUUUUCCGCUUGUCUGUGCCGUCCCUGCUGUGGGUAUGUGCGGGUGACUUGUCGUCCGACCCGUCGCCGCUGUUGUUGUCCACGGGCCACGACAAGCGUGUGAGGCUGUGGCGGAGGACCCUCGGGGAGGACGGAGAACUGACAGGUCUGGAGAUGAAGGAAAUGUUCGGCAGCCAGUUUGGCAUCAUCCUCGCCAUGGCGCACAACGCCACUUACCUGGCCACUGCUUCGGAUGACUGCACUAUACUCCUGUGGCUGCUGAGCGAGCUGAGUGACAAGUACCAUUCAGAGCCCCCUGCUGGCCUGCUCAAGGGCCACAGUGGGGCAGUCACCUGCCUGGCCUUCAGCCCUGACGGUGGGCAGCUGCUCUCCGGGGGGAAAGACAAAGCUCUGGUGGUGUGGGACGUGACCUCGACGGCUCCUGGUCUUUCCAAAGUGCUCCCGACCUUCCACAGAGACUGGAUCACCAGUUGUGUUUGGACUUCAGACUGUGUGAUAAGCUCAUCCAGUGAUGGCAGACUUUGCUUAUGGGACAUCGAGGCCGGUCAGAGCCUGCGCGAGAUCACCUGGACGAGUCCUCUCACCUCCGUCUGCUGCCUGGGGCCUUACGUGGCGGCCGGUUGCGCCGAUGGCAACCUGCACGUGUGGAAAUGGGAGACCAGUGUGGAAAUCUGCCACAUUGCCGCCCACGAGGGAUGGAUCCACGCCUGCUCCAUCGUCACUGAAGCGGAAAAAGAAAACAACCCAGAGGAUCUCACGGUUGUCACUGCUGCCCAAGAUGGAAUUGUGCGAUUCUGGAAGCCCUUACAGGUGGAACACUUCAGCACCUUCCAGGGUCACAGCGGUAGCAUUCGCAGUAUCGCUCGCGAGGGAAACAAUCCAGAGUUCCUCACAGUGUCAGAAGAUCGCUCCUUGCGAAGCUGGACAUGGGAAACCGAGCGGCCCCCCAGCCUGCGGGGCGCCGUCACCGCUCUCUGCUUCUCCGACGCAGACCAUCAUGUGCUGCUUGCCGGCUACGAGUCGGGCCUGCUAGAGGUGUGGCUGCGCAGCCAAGUGGUCGGACGCAUACAGGCUUCAAGCAACAGGGUCGUAGCCAUCUGUUUCAUGCCUAACGGCCUCUUUGCUGUCAGCUGUGCGGACUCUUGUGUGGAUGUUUGGAAGCUGGCGUGGAAUCAGGAUCGCAGCACCGCCAGGACUUUUGUGCGUUGCAGCAUAGUCAAGGUGAGGUCGCACCAGGUGACAGAGGAAGUGGCACACCUGGCGUACUGCUCCGUUCUCAUUGGCGUGUCAAACAGCAGUUUGAUUUUCACCUGCGGCGACGACAAGCAGAAUUCAAUGAUGGUCCACAGCUGGAACCAUCAAGUCGGAGUUCUGGCACUCAUCCGAAACGACGAGAAAAGCAUAUGGUUGGUGGGCGAGUCGGAAACAAAUGUCCAAGUCGGCUUUAUCUUUGCCAUGGGCCCGCAGAAUCCUAUUAGUUCAUCUUUCAGCUCCAUGACCCUGGAGACGAACACGUCGGCUGAGCAGAAAAGCGACUUGAUAACGGCCGUGACCAUGGACAAAGAAUUUGUGGUGUGUGGAGAUGUGGCAGGGAAAAUGUGGUUCAACAAACCGUCAGAAGAUUCCUCAUGGAGCAGCAAGAAGCCGGCCCACCAUGACAAGAUCAGUGUGCUGAGGCUCACCCGCAGCCUCAUCAUCUCAGCCUCCUUCGAUCGCACGGUGAAACUGUGGGACAGAAGCACCAAGAAACAACUGGGAAUGUUUGUGUGCAGUGGUCCUGUGGUCUUGCUGGAGGUGAACCCGGAAAAGCCCUCAGAGAUGGUGUGCGGCGAUGCACUGGGAAAGCUUUACUUCCUAUCCUGGAGGGAAUAGAAUCACGCAUGACCCCAAUAAACCAAAGCUUUCGUAUUAUUCCCAAAGACUAGCCAUUUGUGCAAUAUCAAUAGGAAAGAUGUGUAAUAUUAGUUUUGAAGAGGGCUUUAUGCUGGCAUGCUCACAUGUGCCUUUGGUUUACAUAGCAGACUUCUACUGUAUAAGUUAUACAUGAUCAGCUUAUGUGUGGGCUAAAUUUGUUUGAAAAUCAUUAAAGAUGGCAUAUACUAAAAGUCUGUGUUCUUUUUACAGUUGAGAAUAAUAAAUUACAUUUCAAUGUGC
Phyllopteryx taeniolatus (common seadragon) is the source of this 8179-nucleotide messenger RNA. It is a transcript of the gene tep1, whose product is annotated as telomerase-associated protein 1. The record is from RefSeq and is a predicted model, not a curated record. Gene Ontology annotation, biological process: telomere maintenance via recombination. Lineage: Eukaryota; Metazoa; Chordata; Actinopteri; Syngnathiformes; Syngnathidae. The transcript has 55 exons. The coding region runs from base 158 to 7897 and encodes 2579 amino acids. Gene Ontology annotation, cellular component: telomerase holoenzyme complex. Gene Ontology annotation, molecular function: protein binding; telomerase activity; telomerase RNA binding.